Molecule: messenger RNA, 4235 nt
Organism: Calypte anna (Anna's hummingbird)
Lineage: Eukaryota; Metazoa; Chordata; Aves; Apodiformes; Trochilidae
Gene: ATXN2
Product: ataxin 2
Exons: 24
Coding region: 172-3510 (1112 amino acids)
Biological process (GO): cytoplasmic stress granule assembly
Cellular component (GO): cytoplasmic stress granule
Molecular function (GO): RNA binding
Source: RefSeq, a predicted model, not a curated record
CCCUCCGCGGAUCCUUCCGCGCCGCGCUCCGCUCCCUCCGCCCCGCUCGCACUGUUUGGGAGCAACCGGCCGAGCCAGCGGUGCCCCGGCCCCGCCAGCGCAGCGAGGCCCCCGCGGAACGGCCCUCGCCCAGCCCCGGCGCGCACCCCCGGCCCUUCUCCCCUUCUCGUCAUGUCCCUCAAGCAAGCGGCGGCGGCGGCGCAGGCCGCCGGCAACAACCGCAAGCCCCCCGGCGGCGGCGGCGGCCCCGGCCUCCCGUCAGCCGCGGGCGGCGGGAGGCAGAACAUGGGCAGAGGUCGUAGCAGUGGCAAAGGACCACCUCAGCCUACAAUUUCUUUUGAUGGCAUCUAUGCAAACAUGAGAAUGGUUCACAUCCUUACAUCAGUUGUUGGAUCCAAAUGUGAAGUACAGGUGAAAAAUGGUGGUAUAUAUGAAGGAGUUUUUAAAACCUACAGUCCUAAGUGUGAUUUAGUGCUUGAUGCUGCUCAUCGGAAAACUGCAGAAUCCAGUUUGGGGCCAAAACGUGAAGACAUCCUUGAGAGUAUCUUGUUCAAGUCUUCAGAUUUUGUGAUGGUGCAUUUUAAAGAUAUGGAUACCAAUUAUGCAAGAAGAGAUGCUUUUACUGAUUCAGCCAUCAGUGCUAAAGUUAAUGGUGAACACAAGGAAAAGGAUCUUGAACCAUGGGAUGGAGGAGAGACCACUGCUGCUGAGGAGCUUGAGGCAUUAGAGACAGAUGUUUCUAAUGGAUGGGAUCCCAAUGACAUGUUUCGUUACAAUGAAGAAAAUUAUGGUGUAGUAUCAACUUAUGACAGCAGUUUAUCCUCUUAUACGGUGCCAUUAGAAAGAGAUAAUUCAGAAGAGUUUUUAAAACGGGAAGCCAGAGCAACUCAAUUAGCAGAGGAAAUUGAAUCAAGUGCCCAAUACAAAGCUCGGGUUGCCUUGGAAAAUGAUGAAAGAACAGAAGAAGAAAAAUAUACUGCUGUUCAGAGAAAUGCUAAUGAAAGAGAAGGACAUGGUGUGAACACGAGAGAAAAUAAAUACAUUCCACCUGGACAGAGGAACAGAGAUGUCCUGUCCUGGGGAAGUGGAAGACAAAACUCACCAAGGAUGGGCCCCUCUGGAUCAGGCCCACCAAUUUCAAGGUCUGGAUCCCAUACUUCAGAAUUCAGCCCUAACUCUGGAGCAGACCAGAGAGUAGUUAAUGGAGGUGUUCCCUGGCCAUCGCCUUGCCCAUCUCCUUCCUCUCGCCCACCUUCUCGCUACCAGUCAGGUCCCAACUCUCUUCCACCUCGGGCAGCCACCCCUACACGCCCGCCCUCCAGGCCCCCCUCGCGGCCCUCCAGGCCCCCGUCUCACCCCUCUGCUCAUGGUUCUCCAGCUCCUGUCUCUACUAUGCCUAAACGCAUGUCUUCAGAAGGGCCUCCACGGAUGUCUCCUAAGGCACAACGGCACCCUCGAGGUCACAGAGUCUCUACUGGUAGGGGUACAAUUUCAAGUGGCUUAGAAUUUGUAUCUCAUAAUGCACCAGGGGAAGCAUCUACUACUGCAGUGGCCCGAGGCAGCCCUUCAGGUGGGACGUGGUCAUCAGUUGUCAGUGGGGUUCCAAGAUUGUCCCCUAAAACACACAGACCUAGGUCUCCAAGGCAGAGCAGCACUCCCACAGGCCCAGCUCUGCCUUCUCCUCAGCCUGGUACAAUUCCUGCUGAAUCUGUUGCCAUGCCUGUCCCAGCUGCCUCUCCAACACCUGCCAGCCCUGCAUCCAACAGAGCAGUUACCCCUUCCAGUGAAGCUAAAGAUACCAGGCUUCAGGACCAGAGGCAAAAUUCUGCAACUGGAAGCAAGGAGAAUAUAAAGCCAAGUGAGACUUCUCCUAGUUUUCCUAAACCUGAAAGCAAAGGUGUAUCUCCAAUUGUUUCAGAACAUAGAAAACAGAUUGAUGAUUUAAAGAAAUUUAAGAAUGACUUUAGGUUACAGUCAAGUCCUUCUUCAGAUGCAGUGGAUCAGCUGCUAAACAAAACCCGAGAAGGUGAAAAAACAAGAGAUGUAGUUAAAGAGAAGACAGAAGCAAGCCCUAAAGAAUCUAUCAUAGAAACUGGCAGUAAUACUAACUCUAAUGGAGGCAGUAGCAAACCCAAUAGUCCAAGUAUUUCUCCUUCAAUAAGCAGUAGUUCUGAGCAAAAACGAGGGCCUGAGGUAACUUCACAAGGUGUACAGACAUCUGGGCCUGGAAGUAAACAAGAUAAAGAGGAUAAAGAGGAGAAGAAAGAUACUUCUGAGCAAGUUAGAAAAUCAACACUUAAUCCCAACGCAAAAGAAUUCAACCCUCGGUCUUUUGCUCAGCCUAAACCUUCUACUACUCCAACCUCCCCUCGCCCUCAAGCUCAGCCCAGCCCCUCCAUGGUGGGCCAUCAGCAGCCAACCCCAGUGUACACUCAGCCUGUUUGUUUUGCACCAAAUAUGAUGUACCCAGUUCCAGUGAGUCCAGGCGUGCAGCCUUUGUAUCCUAUUCCCAUGACACCCAUGCCAGUGAACCAAGCCAAGACAUAUAGAGCAGGUAAAGUACCAAAUAUGCCACAGCAACGGCAAGACCAACAUCAUCAGAGCACCAUGAUGCAUCCUGCCUCAGCAGCAGGCCCUCCAAUUGUAGCUACACCACCUGCUUACUCAACACAAUAUGUUGCAUAUAGUCCCCAACAGUUUCCUAAUCAGCCUCUUGUGCAGCAUGUGCCACACUACCAGUCUCAGCAUCCUCAUGUUUAUAGCCCUGUAAUACAGGGCAACGCUAGGAUGAUGGCACCACCAGCACACGCACAGCCUGGUUUAGUAUCUUCCUCUGCAACACAGUAUGGUGCGCAUGAACAGACGCAUGCUAUGUAUGCAUGUCCCAAAAUACCAUACAGCAAGGAGACAGGCCCUUCUUUCUACUUUGCCAUUUCCACUGGCUCACUUGCUCAGCAGUAUGCCCACCCUAAUGCUACCCUGCAUCCGCAUCCUCCGCAUCCUCAGCCUUCUGCUACACCCACUGGCCAGCAGCAAAGCCAACAUGCUGGAAGCCACCCUGCUCCUAGCCCCGUGCAGCAUCAUCAGCACCAGGCUGCUCAGGCACUCCACCUGGCAAACCCCCAGCAGCAGUCGGCGAUUUACCACGCAGGUCUAGCUCCAACCCCACCUUCCAUGACGCCAGGCUCCAACACGCAGUCUCCACAAAAUAGUUUUCCUACAGCACAACAAACAGUCUUCACCAUUCAUCCCUCCCAUGUUCAACCUGCAUAUACCAAUCCGCCACACAUGGCCCAUGUCCCCCAGGCUCAUGUACAGUCAGGAAUGGUUCCUUCUCACCCAACUGCCCAUGCUCCAAUGAUGCUAAUGACGACACAGCCACCUGGUGGUCCCCAAGCCGCCAUCGCUCAAAGUGCACUACAGCCCAUUCCAGUCUCGACAACAACACAUUUCCCCUAUAUGACGCACCCUUCAGGUGAGGAGUGUGUGCCCGGGAGACCUGCACCUUAACUGAGCCAGGUCGGAGUAGGGAGAACUGUUUGAUGAACCAGAUUUGGGGAAAAGAACCAAAAUAAUACUAAGAAAUCAAACCCACAAAAUGGCGAUGUCCUCGGUCAGGGUGACGGGCGCUGCGCUCGGCCGGCCCCGGGGUGAGGUGUGGUUGAUUUUAGCCAAGGUUUUGCUUCUCUUUUGAGCUGAAGGAGAGAAAACUGCAGACACUGGCACUGCGGGACUGUGAGCUUCCAGGGUUUUUUUUUUGCCGUGGGGGAUGGAGUGUGUGUAGCCUGCUUUAUAAUGAUCUGGGGGUUUUAUUAAAUCGGAAAGCGAUGGGUCUGGAGGAGUGGAAGUGUUGCCUGGGGGUAGGUGCCUGUUGCUGGUAGACUUCUACUCACUGAAGUAAAAUGAGAACUGAAGUCUAAAUCUUUUGAAUUCAAGAGUAACGUUCUGCAGCUUUACUUUUUGGGGAAACUAGGUGCUGUGUGACUUCUUUCUGCUUUAAAUUUAACCUGACGUAGGUUUCUUUAUGUUUCCAAACAGCCUCGAGGCUUUGGUAGUGAACUAGAUACCUGGUUUUGUUUCUUGGGGAAUGUGUGAGCAGAACAAGGCUGCUUUCUGAGGGUUUAGCUAUGGGAAAAACAAAAAAAAAAAACCCCAAAACAUCCAAAGGACAUCUUGAUGGGCAGGGUUUUGUUUUGUACAUUGGAAAAAAAAAAUAAAUAAAAGGAAAAAAAAGA